AUGGCGCGGGGCGCGCGGGGCGCACGGGGCGCUCGGGGCUCGGGGCGCGCGGGGCUCGGCUCCGGGGGACCUCGCGCGCGCGCUGCGGGGCCGGGCCGGCUCCUCCUCCGCCGCCGCCGCCUCCGCCUUCGCCUUCGCCUGGCGCCCUCAGCCGCGCGGCCGAUCCCCACUCUCCGAGCGCAUGGGAGGUGCGGGGGCCGGGGUUGGUCCCCGCGCGCGCCUCGCCGGGGCCGAUCGGGCCGGGUCGGGUCAGGGCGGGCCGGCGACCUGGCAGCCCCGCGGCGACGUGAGGCUCGGCGGCAGCCUAGCCGCGCAUUGUGGCGCGGGGUGGGCGGCCCGGGCGCGGGCGUGGGCGGGGCCGGGGCCACAUCUGGCCCCGACGUCAGCCCCCCCCCACCCCCGGCCACAUCCUGGCGCGCCCCGCGCAGGUUACGGGCGGCGGAGGCGCGGGGGUUCGAGGCCCGGGGAGGGGGCGGCUGCGCGCGCCGAUGGGGCGGGGACCCGGGCGCCGGGCACUCCGGAGUGGGCGCGCGCGGGUGGGCAGGGCGGCGGGCCGGGCCCCGGUGCCAUUGGCGCGCGCGCGGGAGGCGGUGCCAGGCCGGGCCCGGGCGCGCCAAUGGGCGAGGCGGCCCCGGAGAGCGCGGCGGGGCGCCGGGCACCGUGACGCAGGACGCCGAGGCGGGCGUGGACGCGGGUGGGGCGGCCCCGCGCUGGGGGGCCCCGGGCCGCACGGUGUUCCUCGGGGGCUCUCGGCCCGUCUGGGGCGUGCGCCCCCGGUGCGGGAGCCCGGAGGCGGGGCGGCUGGAGCGAGCCCCUUUGUUUCCACGGCCCCCACGACUUUCGGGGGGCCCCGGCCCUGCGCGAGCCCCGCGAGGGAGGCGUGUCCGCGGGGCGGAGCGAGGUCCCUGCGGGGCGGUGCCCGGGCCGGGGGUCCCGAGUGCCGGCCUCGCCCUGCGCUCGCUCGCUCGCGGGGUUGGAGUACGUGCCGCGCCGGCCGGCUCCGGGAACAUGGGGUCCCCGGCUCCCCCGCCCGCUGCCAACUCCGCCCCGCGCCCCCGGGGCACAGACCCCACCCACCGGCGCCGGGGCCUCCCGCUGGAGAAGCUCCGCGGCGCGUGGCGCGCGCUCCCCGCGCCCCCGCCUCGGCGCUCGGCUCUCGGGACGCUUUGGCCCGGGCCCCGCCGCCCCGGGGACCCCCUCUUUCCGAGCCCCGCAUCCCACUGGCCAUGGGGGCAAGCGCGGGGCCCGCGCCUGGCUCCGCGCUCGGAGAGAGAGAGGGGCCCUGGGGCGGCGGGGGAGGGAGGGAGGCUGGGCGGGGCGCGUCGGUCCCUUGGCACCAAGGCGUCCUGCCCACCUGCCAGAGGUUGUGUGCGAGACGUUUCCAAGAAGUCGCCCCCGUCUGACAGGGCGCUGAGGCCACAUGGCUCCCUCCAUAGGCAAGGGCAGACAUUAGGGACAGAGGACAUGCUCCCCCCUCAGUGCUUUGCUGAGUCGCCCCCCACCAUCCCGGGUGGCUGGCGGGUGGCAGGUGAAGUGGGCGGAGCAGGAGAGACAGGUGGGUGCAGUGUCAGCUGGGAACUCCAGGGGACCUUGUCCCGGCCUCUGAUCACCCCCAACGUGGGGGCAGAGAAGAUGAAAGCCUGGGACAGUCUGGCUCAGCGGACUAGAUUUGACCCCCAGCACCCCAGCAGCCCAUCCGCCAAGCCCAGCCGGGAGCCCCCGUGGAGCCAUGCCAAGGCCCUGAACCCUGGCCUUGCCUUUGAGGGGUUCCCCUUCGAGCCAGAAGGAGGUGAGCCUCGAGAAAAGGAGACAGGGGGGCGAGGAAGCCUCGAGGUGUCCCUUGGUGUGGAGGAAUGGCGCGAAGAAAGCUGUUUGCAGCUGAGCCCAGGCCCCGGCCCACCCUGGCUGGCACUGCCCCAGCGCUGCCCCGUGUGCCCCGAAUCUCUCUAUUACAGCGGAGGGCACCACCACACUGAGAGGGCUCUUGGGUUCAAGGGCCAGCUCAGGCCUGCAUCCCUGCUGGCGGGACUCCAGAAGUUCCUGUGGCACAAGAGGGCAAGCCCCGAUGUGUCGGACGCUUCAAGUGUCUGCUUGCACAAUCGCUACCAUCCCAUCGGCCCAGACAAGUCCACAGUGGUUGGGCCUGGGGGGUCUCUGAAGAAGAUGAACAGCUCCUUCAAGCGGGGCUCGCUCCGGAGUGCUGCCUCCUCGGGGUCUCAGAAGAGUCGGAAAGCCUGGCUAGAAAAAACCUUCUGUAAACGGGAAUGUGUCUUCUUGAUCCCCAGCACGAAAGACCCCAACAGGUGCUGCUGCGGCCAGCUGGUCCUCCAGCACUUCCAGCCCCCGCCCAGUGCUGCCCCGGGCAGGCAGGGGGAGAGCACCCCGGCUGAGGCGGCUGAGAAGUGGAGUGUGAGCAGACACACACAGGCCUUCCCCACGGACUCCUACGGGGUGCUCGAGUUCCAGGCCAGUGGCUCCUGCAACAAAGCCCUGUAUAUCCGUGUGUCCUGCGACACGACGCCCGACCUGCUGCUCCGCCUCAUGGUGACAGAAUGGCGCCUGGAGCUCCCAAAGCUGCUCAUCUCCGUGCACGGUGGCCUCCGGAACUUCGACCUGCAGCCCAAGCUGAAGCAGGUGUUUGGGCGAGGCCUGGUGAAGGCCGCCCUGACCACGGGGGCCUGGAUCUUCACGGGGGGCGUCAGCACAGGGGUGAUCCGCCACGUGGGAGACGCCUUGAAGGACCAUUCCUCCAAGUCCCGAGGCCGCGUCUGUGCCAUCGGGAUCGCCCCGUGGGGCAUGGUGGAGAACAAGGAGGAUCUGAUCGGAAAGGGGGUGACCCGAGCAUACCAGACCAUGGGCGACCCUCGGAGCUCGCUGACACCACUCAGCGGCUGGCACACGCACUUCAUCCUGGCAGACAGUGGCACUCGGGGCAAGUAUGGGGCCGAGGCUGCGCUGCGUCGGCAUUUGGAGAAGCACAUUUCACUGCAGAAGAUUAACACCCGACUGGGCCAGGGGGUGCCCGUGGUGGGCCUGGUGGUGGAAGGGGGCCCCAACGUGGUGUCCAUUGUGUUGGAAUAUCUCCGGGAAGAGCCUCCGGUCCCCGUGGUGGUCUGCGACGGCAGCGGCCGCACCUCGGACAUUCUGUCCUUCGCGCACAAGCACUGUGGAGACCAAGGGGGACUAAACGAAACCCUCAAGGACCAGCUUCUCGUGACCAUCCAGAAAACAUUUAAUUUCACCCGGACACAGUCACAUCAGCUGUUGGCCCUCAUCCUGGAGUGCAUGAAGAAGAAAGAACUGAUCACCGUCUUCAGGAUGGGCUCCGAGGGCCAGGCUGACUUGGAGAUGGCCAUUCUCACAGCACUACUCAAGGGGACAAACGUGUCUGCUCCAGACCAGCUGAGCCUGGCGCUGGCUUGGAACAGGGUCGACAUUGCACGGAACCAGAUCUUCGUCUUCAGGCCCCACUGGCCGCCCCUGACCUCUCUGGCACUGCCUGUGGAGAGCAAAGUCCAGGAGAAAGAGAAGCUUCCCGUGGCCCGAGGCAAAGGGAAGGGCAAGAAGAAGGGAAAAGCGAAGGAGGAGGCAGAGGAGGAGAUGGAUCCACGGAAGGUGGAGCUACUGAACUGGGUGAGCGCCCUGGAGCAAGCCAUGCUGGACGCCCUCGUGCUGGACCGCGUGGACUUCGUGAAGCUCCUGAUCGAGAACGGGGUCGACAUGCACCGCUUCCUCACCAUCCCCCGGCUGGAGGAGCUCUACAACACGAGACUGGGACCGCCAAACACUCUCCACUUGCUGGUGAGGGAUGUCAAGAAGGGCAACCUGCCCCCCGACUACCACAUCAGCCUCAUCGACGUGGGGCUAGUGCUCGAAUACCUCAUGGGGGGCGCCUACCGCUGCCGCUACACACGCAAGAGCUUCCGGACCCUCUACAACAGCCUGUUUGGGCCCAAGAGGCCUAAGGCGCUCAAACUUCUGGGCAUGGAAGACGAUGAGACCUCCGCCAAAGGGAAGAAGAAGAAAAAUAAGAAGGAGGAAGAGGCGGACAUCGAAGUGGACGACCCGGCCGUGAGCCGGUUCCAGGUACCGUUCCAUGAGUUGCUGGUCUGGGCCGUGCUGAUGAAGCGCCAUAAGAUGGCUGUCUUCCUUUGGCAGCGUGGCGAGGAGAGCUUGGCCAAGGCCCUGGUGGCCUGCAAGCUCUACAAGGCCAUGGCCCACGAGUGUUCAGAGAGCGAGCUGGUGGACGACAUCUCCCAGUACCUGGACAGCAAAGUCCAAACUUUGGGGCAGCUGGCCGUGGAGCUGCUGGACCAAUCCUACAGGAACGACGAGCAGGUGGCCAUGAAGCUGCUGACCUACGAGCUCACGAACUGGAGCAACUCAACGUGCCUCAAGCUGGCUGUGGCCGAGCACCGGGACUUCAUCGCGCACACCUGCAGCCAGAUGUUGCUCACCGAUAUGUGGAUGGGGCGGCUGCGGAUGAGGAAGAACCCGGGCCUGAAGGUAAUCCUGGGCAUCCUUCUGCCCCCCACCAUCUUGUUCUUGGAAUUCCGAACCUGUGACGAUGUCUCGUACCAAACAGCCUAAGGACAACGAAGACAACAAAGAAAAGGAGUGGAGAAUGUGGUCAUGCAUACCGGAUGUGGGUUCCAGAGGGGGGACGAGGAGAAUGAGCACAAAAAGCGGAAGGCGUCCCCCAUCGGGACAAAGAUCUGUGACUUCUAUAAUGCUCCCAUAGUCAAGUUCUGGUUUUAUACGAUCUCCUAUCUUGGCUACCUGCUGCUCUUCAACUAUGUCAUUCUGGUGCGCAUGGACAGCUGGCCUUGUGUCCAGGAGUGGGUCGUCAUUGCCUAUGUCUUGAGCCUGGCCUUGGAGAAGAUCCGAGAGGUCCUGAUGUCUGAACCAGGCAAACUCAGCCAGAAGAUCAAAGUGUGGCUGCAGGAGAACUGGAAUCUCACAGACCUCGUGGCCAUCUCCAUGUUCCUGGUGGGGAUGGUCCUGCGCCUGCAGAAGCAGCCGUACAUGGGCUAUGGCCGUGUGAUCUACUGCGUGGACAUCAUCUUCUGGUACAUCCGGGUCCUGGACAUCUUCGGAGUCAACAAGUACCUGGGCCCCUACGUGAUGAUGAUUGGAAAGAUGAUGGUCGACAUGCUCUACUUUGUGGUCAUCAUGCUGGUCGUGCUGAUGAGUUUUGGGGUGGCCCGGCAGGCCAUCCUUCACCCCAAUGAAGAGCCUUCAUGGAAACUGGCCCGGAACAUCUUCUACAUGCCAUACUGGAUGAUUUACGGCGAGGUGUUUGCCGACCAGAUAGACCCUCCGUGCGGAGAGAAACCUGUUCGACGAAGAGGGCCAAAGGCUCCCCCACCCUGCAUCCCGGGCGCCUGGCUCACCCCGGCCCUCAUGGCCUGUUACCUGCUGGUGGCCAACAUCCUGCUUGUCAACCUGCUCAUUGCCGUCUUCAACAAUACCUUCUUCGAGGUCAAGUCCAUCUCCAACCAAGUGUGGAAAUUCCAGCGCUAUCAGCUGAUCAUGACCUUCCACGGACGGCCAGUCCUUCCGCCGCCCAUGAUCAUUUUUAGCCACCUCUACAUCAUCAUCACCCGCCUCAGCGGAAGCUUCCAGAAGAAGAGGGAGGGGGAGCGGGAUGAACAAGACCGUGGCUUGAAGCUCUUCCUCAGCGAAGAGGAGCUGAAGAGGCUGCACGAGUUCGAGGGCCAGUGUGUGCAGGAGCACUUCCAGGAGAGGGAGGACGCAGAGCAGUCCUCCAGCGAAGAGCGCAUCCGGGUCACCAGUGAGAGAGUUGAAAACAUGUCAGUGAGAUUGGACGAGAUCAAUGAACGGGCGAGUUUCAUGAAAACUUCCCUGCAGAGCGCGGACCUCAGGCUGGGCCAGCUGGAGGAGUGGGCGGGCCGCACUGUGGGCCUGCUGGAAAGCCUGGUGGGGGGCGAGCAGGUCGGCCUGCUGCCCACACGCUCCCGGGCAUCUUCCGAGUGUGAUGCGACUUUCCUGCACCGCCAGAGCAGUCUGGGCAGUGCCGACGGCUACAGCCUGUACCGGUACCAUUUCAAUGAAGAAGAGGUGAGUGAGGCCAGUCCUCACCCUGUGGCCUCUGCCCUGGGCUCCCAUGUGCAAGAAGACACGGACCUGAAGGUGCCCACGGGCCACGAGACGCAGAGGCCCCCACACCUCCUGGCCAGCACCGACACCCCAGCCUCAGAAGCCUUGGACUCUGGCAAGAAUGCUCUGGAGCUCAAUCCUAGUUCUGGAGGUGUCAUCCAACAGGAGGAAAGGCCCGGGGAAGACCCCCAAAGAGAAGAAGCAGGCCCGAGUGUCCAUCUAGCCCAGGCCCCCUGUGGACAAAGCCAAGCGGGUCUCCCAAGCCUGCAGCUCAGUGCUCAGGCCCAACCUGUGGGCCAGGCAAAAUCGGCUCAUUUCUCCCCAGAGGAAACACCUCAAGUCUGCAAAACCAUCAAGUCCCGGAGCUUUGCGCACUGCCGGGGAGGAAGAAAGGCAGUGGGUGUGGGGAAAGUGAGGUCUGGCUCUGUCCUGGACCGGGCACAGCCGGCUGCACCCGAGCAGCGGGCUCCCGAGUGGACGUGCCAAGUGCAGAAGGUGACACGUUCUCGCAGCACGGAGAUCUUGGGGUCCCAAGUGGCCACUGCUCCCCACGUCCCCCAUCUCUGCCCAGCCGGGAAAGGAAACCUGCUGUCCGUGAGCUCUGACCAGUCUCUGCAUCUCUCUGAGCCCCGGUCCAGGAGUCUCCACGGGCACCCCAGGAAGGCGCAUAAUAACUUUCCACGAGGGUUAGGAGGCUCCGGGCACAUGGGCCAUGCAAGGAACCUGGCACCAGUGUCUGGACUCGCCCCAGAGGAACGGAAAGUUCCCUAGGACCUAACUGCUCAAGGCUACGUGGCUCAGUCUUUCAUCAGCCACAAAAUCUCUGAGGUUCACGACUUAGGAAGGUUUUUAUUUUAUUUUAUUUUAUUUAUUUAUUUUGCUUUGGGGCCACACCCAGUAGCGCUCAGGGGUUACUCCUGGC
Suncus etruscus (white-toothed pygmy shrew) is the source of this 7042-nucleotide messenger RNA. RefSeq names its product transient receptor potential cation channel subfamily M member 1 (gene TRPM1). Gene Ontology annotation, biological process: calcium ion transport into cytosol; protein tetramerization. Gene Ontology annotation, cellular component: membrane. Gene Ontology annotation, molecular function: calcium channel activity. Lineage: Eukaryota; Metazoa; Chordata; Mammalia; Eulipotyphla; Soricidae. The record is from RefSeq and is a predicted model, not a curated record.